GGUUAAUUUUGUUUCGCCUGAAGACACACCUUUCACAAAGAAAAGAUUAUUUUGUCGCCUCAUGACGGUGCGCAUCGUGUCCUCGCUCUCUGAGCUUCAAGUGCUCUUGAGCCAGCCAAAGCUCACCGUGGUGGAUUUUUUUGCCACCUGGUGUGGGCCGUGCAAAGCCAUCUCUCCACUUAUGGAGAAUUUAGCAGCCUCUAAGCCACACGUCAAUUUCGCAAAAGUCGAUGUCGACCACACUCCCGAUAUCAUGAGCGCGUAUCCGGUUCGCGCAAUGCCUACUUUCUUCUUUUUCAAAGGUGGAAACGUUGUUGAAAAAUUUGAAGGGGCCGACAUUAAUUCGGUAUCUCGCCUGGUACAAGAGCACGAAGUUGUGCCGCCACCACCGAUCCCGUCCGAUGAGGUUCUGGAAACUAUGAAGCCCCGCGAUCUCCUCUCUCUCAUGAGGCAAAACCAUAUUCCAACAAUUGGUCUGGUUGAGAAAAGCGAACUCAUCAACGAGAUCAAGAAGUACCGCAAAUGA
Molecule: messenger RNA, 526 nt
Organism: Leptomonas pyrrhocoris
Lineage: Eukaryota; Euglenozoa; Kinetoplastea; Trypanosomatida; Trypanosomatidae
Product: putative mitochondrial Thioredoxin
Exons: 1
Coding region: 62-526 (154 amino acids)
Source: RefSeq, a predicted model, not a curated record